Messenger RNA from Rhinopithecus roxellana (golden snub-nosed monkey), 2287 nucleotides. It is a transcript of the gene DUS1L, whose product is annotated as dihydrouridine synthase 1 like. Gene Ontology annotation, biological process: tRNA processing. The transcript has 13 exons. NCBI's taxonomy places the organism in Eukaryota, Metazoa, Chordata, Mammalia, Primates, Cercopithecidae. Bases 295 to 2052 code for a protein of 585 amino acids. Gene Ontology annotation, molecular function: tRNA dihydrouridine synthase activity; flavin adenine dinucleotide binding. The record is from RefSeq and is a predicted model, not a curated record.
AGCCGGGCGCGGUUUCCGGGGAACGCGUUUCCCGCCGCACCGUGGGCCACCCGGACCGCACAGGACGGGGCACUUUCCGGUGGCGGCGCGGAGCCCUGGGCCCGGCUGCGGCCCGGCGGCGGCCCCGGCGCUGUGCGGGCGUUCGUGGCGGCCGGGGAGCGGCAGGGGCCCUGGGCGGCGGCGAGGCCGGAGCGGGGCGGGCCGGGGACACCGGCUCCCGGCGCCCUCGGAGCCAAAGGCGCGCGGCGGACACGGCGGGGCCGACACGGCGGGGCCCUUGCGCGCCUGGAGACCAUGCCAAAGCUGCAGGGCUUCGAGUUCUGGAGCCGCACCCUGCGUGGCGCCCGCCACGUGGUGGCCCCCAUGGUGGACCAGAGCGAGCUGGCCUGGAGGCUGCUGAGCCGGCGCCACGGAGCACAGCUCUGCUACACGCCCAUGCUGCACGCCCAGGUCUUCGUCCGCGACGCCAACUACCGGAAGGAGAACCUGUACUGCGAGGUGUGCCCCGAGGACCGGCCUCUCAUCGUGCAGUUCUGUGCCAAUGACCCGGAAGUGUUUGUUCAGGCGGCUCUCCUGGCUCAGGAUUACUGUGACGCCAUUGACCUGAACUUGGGCUGCCCACAGAUGAUAGCCAAGAGAGGUCACUAUGGUGCCUUCCUGCAGGAUGAGUGGGACCUGCUCCAAAGAAUGAUUUUGCUGGCCCACGAGAAACUUUCUGUUCCUGUAACGUGCAAGAUCCGUGUCUUCCCGGAGAUCGACAAGACCGUGAGGUACGCCCAGAUGCUGGAGAAGGCCGGCUGCCAGUUGCUGACGGUGCACGGGCGCACCAAGGAGCAGAAAGGGCCCCUGUCGGGUGCAGCAUCCUGGGAGCACAUCAAGGCCGUGCGGAAGGCUGUGGCCAUCCCUGUGUUUGCUAAUGGGAACAUCCAGUGCCUGCAGGAUGUGGAGCGCUGCCUCCGGGACACGGGUGUGCAGGGCGUUAUGAGCGCAGAGGGCAACCUGCACAACCCCGCCCUGUUCGAGGGCCGGAGCCCUGCCGUGUGGGAGCUGGCCGAGGAAUACCUGGACAUCGUGCGAGAGCACCCCUGCCCGCUGUCCUAUGUCCGGGCCCACCUCUUCAAGCUGUGGCACCACACGCUGCAGGUGCACCAGCAGCUGCGAGAGGAGCUGGCCAAGGUGAAGACCCUGGAGGGCAUCGCUGCCGUGAGCCAGGAGCUGAAGCUGCGGUGCCAGGAGGAGAUAUCCAGGCAGGAGGGAGCGAAGCCCACCGGCGACUUGCCCUUCCACUGGAUCUGCCAGCCCUACGUCCGGCCGGGGCCCAGGGAGGGGAGCAAGGAGAAGUCGGGUGCGCGCAGCAAGCGGGCCCUGGAGGAGGAGGAGUGUGGCACAGAAAUCCUGUCCAAGAACAAGCAGAAGAAGCAGCUGAGGAACCCCCACAAGACCUUCGACCCCUCUCUGAAGCCAAAAUAUGCAAAGUGUGACCAGUGUGGAAACCCAAAGGUGAGUGGGUUCCGGCCACAUGCCACCAAGGCUUCCGCUCUGGUGGGUGAGCAGGGUGGUCUCCGCACUCGGGGUAGCAGGUGUGGUGCCCGCCCAGCUGGGUUUGCAGUGUGGCCCAAGGUGGCAUGGAUGCCUCAGGACGGCUCCUUGCUUCCAGCCAAGCCCCUGCCCAGGAAUGGAGUGGGAAUAAGUCUGGGUAGUUGGGUGAGGGAGAGGCACCUGGCUUGGGGGCGGUCCCCAGGGCUGCAUCCAGGCCGUGGGCAUCUGGCAGAGACUUUCCCAGCCUGGCCCCAGGAGUGGUGCUGGCCACAGCCUCCCGAGCUUUCCUGUGCCCAGGGCAACAGAUGUGUGUUCAGCCUGUGCCGCGGCUGCUGCAAGAAGCGAGCCUCCAAAGAGACUGCGGACUGCCCAGGUCACGGAUUGCUUUUUAAAACCAAAUUGGAGAAGUCUCUGGCCUGGAAAGAGGCCCAGCCUGAGCUACAGGAGCCUCAGCAGGCAGCGCCCGGAACACCGGGUGGCUUCUCUGAAGUCAUGGGCAGUGCCCUGGCCUGAAGGCCCAGAACCCCCACCCCCAGGACUGCUGCUGGAGCCUGGACACGUCCUACUUAAGGAAACGCCUUUACUCAGGGAAUCUCCUGCUACUUAAUGUGGAAAGACACGCCCACGUCCCCCUUCGGCCCACUCCGGGGGCCUGGAAAUGCUGCAGUGGGGAGCAGGCCCCAGGCUGGACCUGCCCUGUCCUCAGCACGCGUGUGCAAAAGGGAACAAUAAAUCACUUCAAAGAUGC